Messenger RNA from Closterium sp. NIES-65, 1599 nucleotides. The record is from the annotation of a GenBank genome assembly. NCBI's taxonomy places the organism in Eukaryota, Viridiplantae, Streptophyta, Zygnematophyceae, Desmidiales, Closteriaceae.
AUGGUGUUGAGUUGGCUGGCCGUCGUCUGCUUGGUGGCAUUCGUCGCAGGAGGACUCCCGACGUCGCAGGCUACGCGCGCGAAAGCCGCGGCGCCCCUGCGCAAGCAGUACAUAGUGCACCUGGCGGCGGUGCCGCCGGUGCUCAACUACCGGGGGGGCGUUGCGGGGCUGGCGGCGACCGCGCCGGAGCUAGACGACAACGACCCCGAGAGCAGCCCCACCGACGCGGACGACGACGAUGAUAGCGCUCCGGUUGUUACUCCAGGUGGCGGUUCAGGUGGCGGUUCAGGUGGCGGUUCAGGUGGCGGUUCAGGUGGCGGUUCAGGUGGCGGUUCGGCUGGCGGUUCAACUGACGAUUCUAUAACUGGCGACAGCAACGCCGCUAGUACAAAUGUCACGCUUGCCGCCGUUAGUACUAGCCCAUCCGCUGUGCCCCCUCGCUUCGGUACAAUCACGAGAUCGAGUUUCGAGGCUCCUUGGAAAGUGAUACGGCGGCUUGCGGAUCGAAUCAAGCGGCGCGCGGACGUGCGGCGGGCGAACGUGAAAUCCUUCGUCAACUUUCUGCGGGAUUCGCAGCGGCAGUUUCUGCGAAGGAACAACAUUUCGCCGUCGCAGCUGUUCCAGAGCUACACGUACACGGUUAACGGGUUCGCUGUAUCGCUGACGGCAGCGGAAGCGAAACGGCUGAAGCACCAUCCUGCUGUGGCAUGGAUUGAAGAAGACAAACCGCCUGCAGACCCCUACGGUCCGGUCCCGGACCGCUGGUUCGGCGGGUGUGAAGCAACGGCGGACUUCCCAGCCUCGCUCUGCAACGGCAAGCUCAUUGGUGCAAAGUUCUUCAACAGCGGGUUCCUCAAUGCCGGGCAGGAUGUGGACCCGGACGACUUUUCGUCUGCCCGGGAUGGAGACGGGCACGGGACGUGGUGUGCGGGCAUCAUCAGUGCGGCAGCGAGCAACACGAACCGUGGAGAUGGGCGGCCGCAGCUUCUUUCCCUGCCCUUCACCUACCUUCUCAUCCCUCUCCACCCCUCCCAACCCACCAGAGCGGCAGCGGGCAAUGCGAACGUUAGCGUGGAGAUGGGCAGCCGCAACUUUGGAUUCGCGAGCGGCGUGGCGCCGCGGGCGCGCAUCGCCAUGUACAAGGCGCUGUGGUGGGUGAAGGACUUCGGCGCAGCGGCCGGCACCAACUCCCACCUUCGAGCCGCCGUUGAUGCCGCUGUGGCGGACGGUGUGGAUGUGCUCUCGCUUUCUUUGGGGGAUUCGGUGCGCGAGUAUUUCUCACACAUUCACUACAUGAAUGCGGCUAAGGCGGGUGUGUUUGUGGCACUGGUAGCAGGCAACUCGGGGCCUCCCUCUCCUACGCAUGAUGUGGGGACGCUCGAAAACGUUGCUCCGUGGUACCUGACGGUGGGAGCAACCACCAUUGGUCGGCAGUACCUUGCAAAGCUGAUCCUGGGGAAUGGGGAGGAGGUGACGGGAGUGAGCUUCGGAGGCACCGCCGCCCAGACGGUCAAUAAAGUGCUCCUGCCGGCUUCCGCUGCUGUCCGAGCAGGCGCGUCUGCUGCUGAUGUGAGUCACACGCAUUUAUCACAAGGCUGA